AAACUUUGUUUACAUUUAGAGAUUAUGCAGAUAAAGCGCCAAAUUUUGAACUUUACUUUGUCUUUGCAAGAAAGGACAGAAGAAUCAUACAGUUUUGCCUUCUGGUAGAUCAGAAUAAAUAAAAGAGAUUUUGUCAUUAUGUCUGAGGAAAGAAACAGAAAGAGAAGUUUAUCAUGCCAAGACGACAAAGAAACAAGAAAACGGAGAAGUAUAUGUGAAGAUAAUCAAGAGGAAAGAAUACCUGCAAUAACAGUGACUUCUCCAUCAUUUUUGGAAGAUGCACAUAGAAAUUCUAACAUUGCUACAACAGAUGAAUUAUUAGUAAAAGAAACAAUAGAAAAAAUAAAAAAUAUUGAAAUGCAUGAAAAUAAGAAUAAAAAAUUAUCGGACUGUGAUAAAUUCACUUUUAAAUCACCUGAAAAUGUUUCUAAAUCAUGUGAUAGUGUAAGAGCUAGUAUCUCCACAGAUGAUCCGCAAAAAAGUUUAGUUGAAAAUCCUGCAACCAAAUUUGUUUCAACAGAAGUCAACAGAAUUAAAGGACAUAAAACAAUGGCGUCUGUGAGUGACAGCGUGUUUUCUGAAGGAUCUGUACUGAGAAGUGUCAGCGAAUGUGAUAGAGACGAGUCUGAUGAGGAUCCACUAGAAGAAUAUGAAACACAGUAUUUUGGAUUUACUCCAAAAUCUUUCAUGAAUGGAGUGUAUAAUGCAUUGGCUGAGUACAUCAGAGAAAGUUUGGCUGCUCUAGCAGAAUAUAUAAAAUCACAGUAUCCUAAUGGAAUGACAUCUACUCAACUACAAGAAGGAGAAGAAAACAUGAUGAAAUACAUCUUAAGGAAAUUAAACAGAUCUUUUGAUAUUUUAGAGCAAUAUUUAAUGACAAAUGUUUUUAAAAUCCCUGACCAUGUUGUAUUACCAGAGGAUCAAGCCCAAGCAGGCAACCAGUAUACUGAAGCAGAUGAAGAACAGAUUGAUCUUGAAAUAAAACAACUUGAGGACAAAUUACUCACGAUAAGAUAUGCAAAUGGUAUACUUAGACAAGACCUGUCAGAGAUGGAUCAAGUACAGUCUAUCUUUGAUAAAUCAUUCAAACAACUAGAAACGAUAGAAGAUAUGACAAGCCAAUGUGGAAUUUCAGAUAUUAAAGAUGACACACUUAAAGCCAUUAGCCAAGUGAAGAAGAUGAUCAGUAUAGUACAGACUUUAGAACUAGCAAAGACAGAAACAUGAUGUCUCCAUGACAAUCAUUUCAAAACACAUUCUUCUUACUUUAUUUUCAUAUGUUUGCCAUAUUGAAAAUGUGCACAUAAUGUUCAAUGAAACUUUAAUGUUUGUGAAAAUAUAUUGGAGAGUUUUCACAAUGAUUAUUGA
This is a messenger RNA of Mytilus trossulus (common blue mussel), 1368 nucleotides long. RefSeq names its product protein MIS12 homolog. Gene Ontology annotation, biological process: mitotic sister chromatid segregation; mitotic cell cycle; kinetochore assembly. The coding region runs from base 139 to 1227 and encodes 362 amino acids. Lineage: Eukaryota; Metazoa; Mollusca; Bivalvia; Mytilida; Mytilidae. Gene Ontology annotation, cellular component: MIS12/MIND type complex; chromosome, centromeric region; nucleus. The transcript has 8 exons. The record is from RefSeq and is a predicted model, not a curated record.